UCGGGGCUGAGAAGAGCAGAGGUGCGUCGUGUCUCUGCUAUUCAAUGUACAUAAAACCACUGCGAACAUAUCAAUCGUACCAGGCUAGCAUCAUGCUGACCACUUCAAUCAAGGCCCAACCCCACAAGAUCGCCUGCCAUCAUCGAUAUCCCCAGGAUCUCCAGCACCAACAUCACAAAGCGUAUUCACACACACCUUCGACCUUGCCAAACGCCUCAUAAUGCCCUCUCCAAGCCCAAUAAGCUACAUCUCCAUCCACUCUACAUCUGAAAACCCCUUUCCAGCAAUUCUCUCCGCCAUCCACUCACAGAUCCUGACCUCUCCCAAUUCUGUGCACCGCAUCCUCAUCCCAACGCUCUUUUCCCCUUUCCUUUAUCCCCCUGCCGCUGCACAGCCAACCCACGUCCUCCCCUUCAUACACGCCCUCCGCGCCCUCCUCCGCCGGCACGCAAACACAAUUCUCGUCACCACACUCCCGCUCAGCCUACACUCGCGACGAACAGGUCUCACGCGCGCCAUCGAAACACUCUGCGACGGCGUCAUCGAACUAAGCCCCUUCCCGUCACAUACGCAUGCCGAGACACUGGCUAGCAGCGGUGCGGCGACAAAGGAGGAGGACAAGCCGCAGGGAAUGCUGAAGGUGCAUCGGCUACCGGUCUUUCAUGAGAGAGGAGGGGGCGGGAACGUGAAUCUAGGUGAGGAUUUGGCGUUCACGCUUAGCCGGCGGAAGUUCUUGAUCAAGCCUUUUAGUCUGCCACCAGUGGAGGGUGAUCUGGAGGCCCAACAGGGAGCAGGUGCGGAUCUACAGGCGAAGGGUAUGGAGUUCUGAAAAGGUGUAGAGACCGCCACACGGCGGAUAAGGGCCUCCUACAUGAAUCUGGGCGCGAUAAUAGGGUAUUUCGAAUGCUAUAUGCCCAAUAUGGUCCUCCUAGAUGCUCCGAUGAAAGUCCGGUCCAAGCCGCAUUCUCUGACAAACAGAAAGAUCCACGAUUCUGAAAUCUAGAUUUGUCAAACACAUGCUCAACAACGUUCUACUUCCUCUCGAACAUGUCUUCCAAACAUACCAAUAUCUAGAACAAAGCCCUUCAAGUCCUACUAACCAUCAUUCCAGCGAGCACUGCAGCGCCAAUAAUCCCUCCAUCACUUGCAGCCUUCAGCACGACUCUCUUU
This is a messenger RNA of Pseudovirgaria hyperparasitica, 1170 nucleotides long. RefSeq names its product PAXNEB-domain-containing protein. Gene Ontology annotation, cellular component: cytoplasm; elongator holoenzyme complex; transcription elongation factor complex. The transcript has a single exon. NCBI's taxonomy places the organism in Eukaryota, Fungi, Ascomycota, Dothideomycetes, Acrospermales, Acrospermaceae. The record is from RefSeq and is a predicted model, not a curated record. Bases 221 to 829 code for a protein of 202 amino acids. Gene Ontology annotation, biological process: tRNA wobble uridine modification.